AGAAAUAAGAAACAAAUCAGUUAUAGAAAUAUUAUAAACUACAACUUUCAUUCAUAGUGAAACUAGAAUUUUAACAUGUGUGUAUGUUUUGAAUUUGGACAUGUUAUAGCAUGAAACUUUUAUUCAAAGUGAAAUAACAAAGGACACCAAUGGAAAAAUUCACUUUUAAGACCAUAAGAGGAAUAACUUUUGAUACAUGGUCUACUGAGGAGAUAUAUAAACUCAGUGUUUUGCAGGUCACUAAUACUGAAAUAUUAGAUAGUCUUGGUCAUCCUGCUAAUGGAGGUUUAUAUGAUCUUCGCUUAGGUCCAAAUGAGCGAGAUGACUUCUGUAGCACUUGUCGCCUCAACUACUUCCAGUGCCCAGGACACCCGGGACACAUAGUACUUCCAGUGGCAGUAUUUAAUCCUGUUUUUGUAACUCAUCUAUAUCAGUUGCUUCGUGGAAGUUGUUUUAAUUGUCACCGGUUGAUAGCGUCAUCUGUUGCUCUACACUUGUUGUUAUAUCAGCUACAAGCUCUUGAUAAGGGGCUGGUGAAGACUGUUUAUGACUUGGCUGAAGUGGUAGAUGAUACAGAAAAUGCUGCUAUUGAUGACAAUUUAAUGAGUAUACAAGCAAAGCUACAUGUUAAAUACGAUGAUGCAAUUAAAGAUGCUGACUCUGUUGAUGCAAACCUGUAUGUCAAGAGUGUUGUAGAAUGCAGGAGAAAUAUUGUAAAAUCUUUUGUGAAACAGCACAUGAUGGGGGCCAAAGGAAAUUGUCCUUACUGCAAACAGCCACAGAGAAAAAUCACACGAAACAAUAACAGAUUUGUUUUCACUGAUAGUGGCAAAAGACCUGGAAUUGGAGGGACUCGUGGAGCUAAUGAAUAUCUUACUAAAGAAUUUACUGCUGAAGAAGCCAGGAAACAUUUACUGCUAUUAUGGAAGAAUGACAAAAUUUUUCUCAAACACAUCUACAAACUUUUAGAUGUGCCUGAAAGUUAUUCUGGUGUUCCUAUUGACAUGUUUUUCAUGACUGUGAUAAUUGUUCCUCCUUCAAAAUUUCGACGGCUAAAUGUAAUGCAUGGGAGAAAAUACGCUGAUGUCCAGACGCUUGCAUUUUGUGAAGUAUUGAAAGACUGUAUACUCAUCAACAAGUUGUUGCAACUUAUAAAGGGAGAGGUCCUGGAUGAAAAUGAAAAAGAAAUGGUUAGUAAAAUUCCAGGUAAAAGUAAUCCAGAGAAAUUUAGCAAUGCGUAUUUUCAGUUACAAAGUCAUAUCAAUGAGAUCUAUGAUAGUGAAGUGAAUAAGAAGAAAGGAGCAACAACAAAAGGUGUUAAACAGAUAUUAGAAAAGAAAGAAGGUUUGUUUCGUAUGAACAUGAUGGGAAAGAGAGUGAACUAUGCUUGCAGAUCUGUCAUCUCUCCAGAUCCUUACAUCAUGGUGAAUGAAAUUGGAGUACCUUUAGUAUUUGCUAAAAAACUAACCUUCCCAGAACCUGUAAGCAUUCUAAAUUUUGAAAGAUUGCAGCGAGCUGUAAAAAAUGGCCCCAAUGUUCAUCCUGGGGCUACACUGGUACAAUAUGAAAAUGGGAGGGUAGUCCGAUUAACCGAUAAUGAACCUAUAAAGCGACAUGCCAUCGCUAACACGCUUCUAACACCGCCUGCUAAUCCUGUUCUUGGUGGAGUCAAAAUUGUUCACAGGCAUCUGAGAAAUGGAGAUAUGUUACUGUUGAAUCGUCAACCCACUUUACAUAAGCCUAGUAUUAUGGCGCAUAAGGCCCGUGUGCUUCCUGGAGAGAAGACCCUGAGACUGCAUUAUUCUAAUUGCAAAUCAUAUAAUGCAGAUUUUGAUGGUGAUGAAAUGAAUGCUCAUCUACCACAAUCUCUUCUCGGACAAUCAGAAGCUCGUCAUAUGGUGGGAGUUAACCACCAAUACCUUGUACCCAAAGAUGGCACCCCCUUGGGUGGUCUCAUUCAAGAUCACAUUAUUGCUGGUGUUCUUAUCACUAUGCGGGGCCGUUUCUUUUGCAAAGAAGACUAUCAUGAGUUAUUGUAUAGUGCAAUGUCAUUUAACAAGAAACGUCUAAAACUGCUUCCUCCCACCAUAUUAAAGCCACAAGUUCUUUGGUCAGGAAAACAGAUUGUAUCAAGCAUAAUUAUUAAUCUGAUCCCUGAGGGAAAAACGCCUCUUUCAGUUGAAGGCAAGGCAAAGGUUUCUUCCAAAAAUUGGAAAACUACUGCUUCUCGUGAGUGGCUUGCUGGUGGGACACCUUUAACGGGUGAUGCAAUGUCUGAAUCUGAAGUCAUUAUUCGUAAGGGGGAGUUAUUGUGUGGCGUCAUUGAUAAGGCACAAGUUGGACCAACUCCAUACAGUUUAAUACACAUAUGUUACGAGCUUUAUGGUGGAGAAACAUCUAGUGUUCUUCUUACUGCCUUAGCCCGCCUUUUCACACACUAUCUGCAAUAUUUUAAUGGAUUUUCUCUUGGGAUUGAAGACAUAGUUGUAGAAGAUAAGGCAAAUAAGAAAAGGAGGAGAAUUUUUCGUAAAGCUAAUGCCAACGGGAGAAUUGCUUGUGCUCAAGCCUUAGACUUGGAAGACAAGGAAAACAUUGACGAUAAUGAACUUCUUCGUAAAUUCAAAGAGACUCAUUUCAGUAGGGAUGAUUUUGGUCUUAAAAUGCUAGACAUGGAAAUGAAGAAAGUGACUCAUGAUCUAAACAAUCAGAUAAAUGAAGUAUGCCUACCCAGUGGUUUAAAGAAAAAAUUUCCAGAAAAUAAUUUGCAGUUGAUGAUUGAGUCUGGUGCAAAAGGAUCAUCGGUAAAUGCCAUGCAGAUAUCAUGUCUACUGGGUCAAAUUGAGUUAGAAGGAAGGCGAAUGCCACUUAUGUUGAAUGGCAGUACUUUGCCUUCAUUCUUACCUUACAGUACAUCUCCCAGUGCAGGUGGAUUUGUUGCUGGCCGUUUCUUGACUGGAAUCAAUAUACAGGAAUAUUUUUUCCAUUGCAUGGCUGGAAGAGAGGGUCUAAUUGAUACGGCUGUCAAAACAAGUAGAAGCGGUUAUCUUCAGCGUUGCCUUAUAAAGCAUUUAGAAGGUAUUACAGUUAAUUAUGACUUAACUGUGAGAGACAGUGAUGGUACAGUAGUUCAGUUUCUGUAUGGAGAAGAUGGAUUGGAUCCUUUAAAGAUGCAACUUCUGAAAGAAAAAAGUUUUAAUUUGCUUUUGAAAAAUUAUGAUACUGCUAUGAAUGAAAGGGAAGUACAGGCCUUGAAAAAUCUUGUGAAAGUUGAUCUCGAGAAAGAAAAGAAAAAGAUUACCAAAUGGAAGAAGAAGCACCCUGGAACUACUAAUUCCCGUUUAUCUAUACUACACAAUAUAAGUAAUGAUUUUAAAGCUCCAAAAGAUAGGAUUCGAGACAUUAUAAGCAGUAUUGAAAAUAUAGAAGAAGGCGUAAAAAAUAAAUAUGAAAGAAGAAGGAAGAAAUGUCCAGAUCCUAUAAAUGACAGAUAUAGACCAGAUGUGACCAUUGGUUCUGUUACUGAAAGAAUGGACUCAUUAAUAGAUGAAUAUAUAAAAAAGAAUUCUCAUGGAUUAUUGAGAAAUGAUGGCAGAGGAACGACAAAAGAAAAAUUUAAAGAUCUGUGUUAUUACCGUUCUUUAAGAGCACUUGCAGAUCCUGGGGAAGCAGUUGGUCUUUUGGCUGCUCAGUCUAUUGGAGAACCCUCUACUCAAAUGACCCUCAAUACUUUUCACUUUGCUGGAAAAGGUGAAAUGAAUGUGACUCUGGGUAUUCCAAGGAUGCGAGAAAUCCUCAUGACUGCAAGUCCCAAUAUUGCCACACCAACUAUGGAUUUACCUCUACUGGAUAAACCAGGAAUUGAAAAGGCUGCAGAGAAACUCAAAGUCAAAUUAUCUCCUGUACCACUGAAAGAUGUUCUAGAGUCUGUGAAAAUAAAAGAACAGAUAUCUAUAUCAAAAACCAUGAUGAGUUUCAGAAACUAUUAUAUUAAAAUAAAAUUUUUGAAGUAUUCUGACUAUAAAGGACUAAUUAACACGAAUCCAAAUAAAAAUUUGAAGUACAUUGAGAAGACCUUCAUCAAAAAAUUGUUGGAAGCUAUAAAAAAGAAAAUGAAGCAGUCAGCGACAUCUAAAGUUGUAGAUGCUAUGAAAGAAGGUCGAAGUUUUAUUAAAUCUGAACCUCAGGGUGAAGGUGAUGAUGACAAUCCUCCCCCAUCUCAAAUGGAAUCUUCCGCUCCUGAUGAAGGAGAAAGUUCAGCAGAAAGUGAAGAUGAAGGAGAUACAACCUCAUCCAAAACAAAAAUGAGACACAAUCAGGAACAAGAGUAUGAAGAUCCUGAAGAUGAAGAAAUGCUCCCUGAAUCUGAUGAAGAGGAGAAUGAAACUGGAGCAGUUAAAAUUAAACAAGAAAUACUGUCAGACGAAGAAGAAGAAGGAGAAAAACUUGAAGAAGAAAGUGUUCCGGGUAGAUCUGAAAAUCUGAAUACUUCAACUUUUAAUGAAGAUCAUGCUCAACGCAUAAAUUUUGUUAAAUGUCUCCAUAGCUAUGUUUUUGACUAUGAGUUUGAUACUGAAUUUGAGAGAUGGUGUAAAAUCACACUCCAACUUCAAUUAGAAGGCAGUAAAAUUGAUAUGAAAUCUGUUUUUGAAGAAGAAGUGAGCAAAGCGUACGUUUAUGCAAUUCCAAACAUCAAAGAAGCCAUCUUAGUUAAAAAUCCUGAUGCUAAAGAUGGUGGCCCUAAACUAAUGCUUAAAACUAGUGGUGUAAACUUUUUGGAAAUUUUUAAGCAUGUUGAUGUUUUGGAUAUUAAUAAAAUUUAUAGCAAUAAUAUCCACGCUAUUGCUGAUAUUUAUGGCAUUGAAGCUGCAUCUAAAGUGAUACAUAAGGAAAUUGUCAAUGUGUUUGCUACAUAUGGAAUUACGGUAGAUCCAAGACAUCUAUCUCUAGUUGCAGACUAUAUGACUAGUAGUGGUAAAUAUCGCCCCUGUAAUCGAGUUGGCAUGGAGGGUAAUGCCUCUCCACUCCUACAAAUGAGUUUUGAAACUACAACCAAUUUCAUGGUUGACGCCAUGCUGAAUGGGGUGCAAGACAGGCUUCAAUCACCAUCAGCUACCAUUUCUUUAGGACAACUCUUCAAAGCUGGAACGGGUGCCUUUGAUUUAAAGAUAAAAUACAAAUGUGAAAAGUGAGAUUUUCUUGCAGUGCCAGUGAAAAAAAAACACUUUUAUUUCUGACCAAAGACAUUAUAAUAUGUGCUAUUUAUAUUGUUUUGAGAACAUUUUUGUACCAGUGCACACUAUAAAAUAAAGCAUGUAUGACAAGUGAAUGUGUUUCAUGUGCAUUUCCAGUUUUCAAUCAGUUAUUUUUUUGUAUUGAUCAGAAAAAUUGUAAAUAAAAUUAUAUUAUAUUUUGUCUCAUA
This is a messenger RNA of Parasteatoda tepidariorum (common house spider), 5419 nucleotides long. RefSeq names its product RNA polymerase I subunit RpI1 (gene Polr1A). Gene Ontology annotation, biological process: DNA-templated transcription. The record is from RefSeq and is a predicted model, not a curated record. Gene Ontology annotation, molecular function: DNA binding. Lineage: Eukaryota; Metazoa; Arthropoda; Arachnida; Araneae; Theridiidae. Gene Ontology annotation, cellular component: RNA polymerase I complex.